Molecule: messenger RNA, 3807 nt
Organism: Vanessa tameamea
Lineage: Eukaryota; Metazoa; Arthropoda; Insecta; Lepidoptera; Nymphalidae
Gene: aux
Product: cyclin-G-associated kinase
Exons: 20
Coding region: 164-3640 (1158 amino acids)
Biological process (GO): regulation of clathrin-dependent endocytosis; positive regulation of Notch signaling pathway; protein phosphorylation
Cellular component (GO): cytoplasm
Molecular function (GO): ATP binding; protein serine/threonine kinase activity; AP-2 adaptor complex binding
Source: RefSeq, a predicted model, not a curated record
UCUGCCACUUUACGAAACCAAUCUGCCAUUCUGCGAAUUACCUUUUUCUCUGUUCUCGCCUAGCCGUUUAUGAUUAAAAAUGUAUCCAAGAUUUAGAAUCAAUUAAUAUGUGUCUAUUUAUUUUGUGAUUUUUGAAAUAAGUUAAUAUAAAACGUUAGUCAACAUGAGUGUUUUCAAGUCUGCAAUGGGGUACUUCAGUUCUGCAGGUGCCAACGGUGGCAGUGAUAAUGAUUUUGUUGGGCAAUUUGUUGAGAUAGGGAACAUGAAAUUAAGAGUGAAAAAAGUUAUCGCAGAAGGUGGAUUUGCAUUUGUAUUUGUUGCUCAAGAUGUAUCUUCAGGUACAGAAUAUGCUUUAAAAAGGCUAAUGGCUGCUGAUGAACAAGCAAAUAAAAAUAUUAUACAAGAAAUUAGCAUACUAAAAAAACUAUCCGGACAUCCCAAUGUAAUUAAAUAUGUAGCUGCUUCAUUUAUUGAUAAGGCGAAGACUACCCACGGCAUGGGUGAAUAUUUGUUACUAACGGAUCUCUGUAGUGGAGGAAGUUUAAUGGAGGCUUUACAAAAUAGGGGGCAAGCUUUUCCGCUUCCGACAAUACUGAGGGUGUUUUACCAAACAUGCAAAGCUGUGCAGCAUAUGCAUGCACAAGUACCUCCUAUUGCACAUCGUGAUCUCAAACUAGAAAAUUUCCUAAUUUCUAAUGAAGGUACAAUUAAAUUAUGUGACUUUGGUUCUGCAACUACUGAUAUUUUCGCCCCAAAUCCUUCUUGGAGUGCAAAUCAAAGAAAUAUGCUAGAAGAAAAUUUGGCCCAAUUCACUACCCCUAUGUACCGAGCCCCUGAAAUGCUUGAUACAUGGGAUAAUCGUAAAAUAGAUCAUGCUGUUGAUAUAUGGGCUCUAGGAUGUAUUCUGUACACAUUAUGCUACAUGCAGCAUCCAUUUGAAGAUUCAGCUAAACUGGCUAUCUUGAAUGGAAACUACAACCUGAACCCCAAUGAUCAACGAUACAAAUGCUUUCAUGAAAUCAUAAAUGGCUGCCUGACAGUGAACCCCGAAGAGCGUUUGCCCAUAAGCAGUGUCCUGGAGCGGCUGGCUGCGAUAGCGGAGUCCAACAACGUCAAUCUCAAGCAACCACUCAAAUUUGAGCGUAAAAAAGUUGAACAAUCUGUGGCCACUAGCUCGCCAGCGGCCACCGAUCCGGUGCCAAAGAGCCAAGAGCCAGUGAACCCGCGCCCGCCGGAGCCCACUCGCCCCCCUCCGCCCGCGCGCCCGCCCGCGGCGCCGCACUACCACGCGCCGCUGCCUCAAGCCCCGCCCACUUCUGGCGGUCUCUUUUCAUCUAUUAAGGAUGGUGCUGGGAGCUUUUUGAAAAAUUUAAAGGAUACGUCGUCCAAAGUAAUGCAGACCGUGCAGCAGUCAAUAGCGCGGGCGGAUCUCGACAUAAGCUAUAUAACGAGUCGUGUAAUAGUAAUGUCGUAUCCGUCAGAAUUAUUGGAGAGUGCAUAUAAGACUAAUCAUAUCGAAGACGUAAGGCUGUACCUGGAGAGCCACCACCCGGGCGGCAAGUACUGCGUGUUCGCGCCGCUGGAGGCGCGCGCGCGCUUCCCGCGGCGGCAGCUCGUGGCCGACGCGUCGCUGUGGGCGGCCGACGAGCUGCGCGCGCCGCUGCUGGCGCCCACCUACGCGCUGCUGCAGCGCAUGUACCGCUACCUCGCGCAGGACGACCGCGCCGCGCUCGUCGUCGCCUGCCAGGACGGUAAAUCCAGAUCCUGCCUGCUGCUCUGCGGGCUGUUGAUGUACGCGAGGCUGGUGUCGGUUCCGGAAGACGCGCUACAAAUAUUUGCAGUAAAGCGUACGCCGAUCAACCUCCCCCCGAGCCAGCUGCGGUAUCUGUACUACCUAAAUAAUAUAAUAAGACCCGAGCCAAUACUCCCGCAUUUCAGGCCCGUGUCGCUGGUGUCGCUCACGAUACAGCCCGUUCCGCUCUUCACAAAAGCAAGGGACGGUUGUCGACCAUUCCUGGAAGUAUACAAUGAAGAUAGAUUGGUCUCACCUCCGUUGAGGAAUUAUGAAAGUAUGCAUCUGUUUAUGAUGACUGAAGGGAAGGUGACGCUGCCGCUGGACUGCACGGUGGUGGGCGACGUGUCGGUGUGCGUGUUCCACCUGCGCCAGCAGCUCGGCCGCCUGCAGCGCGUGCCCGUGCUGUCCGUGGCCUUCCACACGGGCUUCCUGCACUACGACCAGCACGUCGUCAAGUUCACCAGAUCAGAAAUCGACGGUAUAGACGAGUCGGGCCCGGUGAACGAGCACUUCUCGUCCAACGUGUCAGUUGUUAUCAGUCUCGUGGUACAGAACGGAGAACGACGCAAACCACGCAGUGACAUCUGGGAGGAGGACCACUCCUUCCCCGUCAGGACUCCCGACGUCCUCUUCUCCACCACGCUUGAGAGAGACGAGACCAUAGACAACUUUGCUAAUCUCCGAAGAGACCCAUCGGCCAUACCGACAAUGACAGCCGAGUUCCCGGCGCGCGAGGCGGAGGCGCGCCCCCCCGCGCCGCACCGCCCGCCGCCCCCCGCGCCCGCGCCCGCCGCGCCCGCGCACACGGCGGACUUCCUGAACAUUGCGAACAAACCCGCGCCAGAACAGAAACUCGAUGGGGCAAAGACUGAGAAACUGAAAAGUGAGGACUCGUUCGACUUCUUCGGUAUGCUGGAGAAGCCAACCACCGAUGAGUCGUUCGGGGACUUCCUGAGCAGUAAAGUCGCUGAAAACCCACAGCCAUUCGUAUCAGAAUCAAUAUUCGGCGAUCUCCCCCCACCGCCGACGACCACCGCUGCCAGCGUGAACGUGAACGCGACCGAUAAUUUCGAUCCGUUCGGUCUCAACGAUCCGUUGCCGAAGCAGGAGCCGCUCCUUACUCCACUGCCGGUUAAAGAUGACGGUCGUCAACAAACGAAUGCAGAACAAGCUUCAGAAAAACGAGACCCCUUCGCAGAUCUCGGCAUGCUAGGGGCGGGGUUACCAGGAGCUGCUCCUGCUGUCACGCCCAUGACCACUCCUCUCGUUACGCCCAUGGUUACCCCCAUGGUGACUCCCCGAGCGUCCCCCGCACAUACUCCCGCGCAUCAGCCGCAUACCCCCGCCAGGUCACCGGCGCACCAACCGGAUUACAGUCGUACUCACUUUGAGACAACGAAGCCUCCAACGGAGGAAAAAACUAAGAAGACGGGCGAUGUAUUCGGCGAUUUAUUAGGUAGCCAAGGGUACGACUUCGCCAAACGUGAGUCUGGGCCUAAGACGAUGAAUGCCAUGCGGAAAGAAGAAAUGGUUAAAGAAAUGGAUCCUGACAAGUUAAAAAUACACGAAUGGACGGAAGGCAAGAAGGCCAACAUCCGCGCCCUGCUGUGCUCGCUGCACGGCGUGGUGUGGGCGGAGUGCCGCUGGACGCGCGUGGACAUGGCGCAGCUCGUGUCGCCGGCUGACGUCAAGCGCCACUACCGGAAGGCCUGCCUCGCUGUGCACCCCGAUAAGCAAAUGGGUACGCCGAACGAGAACUUAGCGAAAAUGAUAUUUAUGGAGCUAAACAACGCCUGGAGCGAUUUUGAAAGCGACGCGAAACAACAAAACUUAUUCCAAUCUUAAUGUCACGUGACGACCUCAUAAAUGCCGAUCCCUUAGUAUUAGACAAAAUAGAUAGGUCCAAAUGCCUCAACUUAAUUGCUUCGUAUAUUAUUUCUUCGUUCAAAUAUAUAUUUACAUAGGAGAAUAGAUCAAUGCGUGUUUAAAAAUAAAGUUCAACGGGAAAACGC